Onychostoma macrolepis is the source of this 4851-nucleotide messenger RNA. RefSeq names its product GC-rich promoter binding protein 1-like 1 (gene gpbp1l1). Gene Ontology annotation, molecular function: DNA binding; RNA binding. The record is from RefSeq and is a predicted model, not a curated record. Bases 1596 to 3047 code for a protein of 483 amino acids. Gene Ontology annotation, cellular component: nucleus. The transcript has 12 exons. Lineage: Eukaryota; Metazoa; Chordata; Actinopteri; Cypriniformes; Cyprinidae. Gene Ontology annotation, biological process: DNA-templated transcription; positive regulation of DNA-templated transcription.
GAGGGCACGCAGUCUGCCAUGUUGUUCACAUAAUAUUUUGUAAAAAAUUAACUCAAUAUAUUUCACAAAUAGUGCAAAAAGAGUGAAAACAACUUUAAAAGUCCACACUCUGUGUGCGUCGAGGUCGAGCCCUCUCGUGAAUAAAUCCUCUAGCUGGCUUGAGCUGGGGGAAUGUUGUGACGCGGCGAGCGCGCUGUGCUCUGCGAUCGAUUAGCUCGUCUGUGCAGAAGUAGACAGGAACAAGCUAGAUGGAUUGGCAAAGUCGGAACGAGUGUGAUUAAAAAACACAAACAAAAUACAGAAUCAGAAAUACGACAACCUCCAAGCUGUCAAAUUGACUUGACAAGCGGUGCAUCAUUGUCUUCGAUUAAUUUAUUGGGAUAGACAAGGGAUCAAAAGAGUUGGUCUGCAGAUUAUUUGUGAAGAUCUGGAGGAAGAACGAACUGUUGGAUUUGUGACUGCAGGAUUUUAAGAGACCUGAGAUCUCCUAACAUGCAAUAAUACAAUCUGGAGUACACCUGUUGUUUCACAUUGAAUGUUCAAGGGUUGCUUGCACCUGGACGCUUGCGUUUUUGUUUCACUGAAUUACCAAUGCACGGUACACCGUGUUUAACAGGAAUCUGUGCACUUUGGCUUCAAGUUACUCUCCUGUGGAAGCUUCUUCGAAUUUGAUGAACUGGAAGGUUGGAAGUGUUGUUAGAAGUCAAAUCAUAAUUACUUUAAAUUUUUUCGGUAGCCUAACGUGAUAUUGGUUCACCAUCCAUUUAUCAACCAUAUGGGGCGAGAAUUAAAGAUGUCAAGUUUUCAUGGUUUGGUUCACUGAAUCAUCCAAAGUAUGAGCUGUUGAAAGCAAAAGCAAUUCUCAUGACUUUAUAACGUAAAGCACUUCUAGCUAUUGUGAUGUGACAAAUCAGCCCCCCUCCCCUUUUCGCCCUGACGUAGCACCUUCGCUGUUUUGAUGAGGUGAACAUAUUCAGAUCACCACUUUGUGCAAAACAGCUUUGUGUGGUACAAACCCACUCUCCGUUUUUUAUUGCUGUGUGUGUCUUCAGCCGAAAAUGAGUUUGUAAAGGAGCUUCUGAGUGUCAGAGCAGGCACGACGUGCUGCUACCACAAGCAUCCAGAAUAAGAGACUGGACAAUCCAAGACUCAAACAGAGUUUCUUUUCAGAACCCCUUGGAUUUGCUUCAUUUGUAUCCAGACAACCUGAAUGCACGCAGCCAUUGUCGGUGAACUAAGGGUGUCGUGGAGAGUCACUCUGGCAUUACUGAUCAAACACAUCCUCUAUUCUUCCGCAUCUACACGCCACUGAUCAAGAACAACACGUCUCCAUCUCUUCCAUCACCUUAUAAUUUUACCUUGGGCUGCACAAGUUUCACUUCCAUCUCCUCCUUUGCACCAUCCUGGAAACUGGAGUUUGUCUGUGACAGGAGUUGCGGUUGUCCCGAGGCUUCAAAGCCUGUGAAAGAGCGUUGGUUGGGCCCUCUACACAGAUACAGCCAAGGACAGGGCCAUCGAACUACAGAGCCUUUGUCUCUGGGUUCAGGCCAUGAGGUUUGAUGCCUCCAUCCACUGACGGGAGACACUGGACCUAAAUGGCGCAGCAUGACUUUGUUCCUGCCUGGCUUAACUUCUCCACGCCUCAGCCCGCCAAGUCCCCUGCUGCCCCCCUUGAGAAGCAUGGAGAGCACUUUCCCCGCGGAGACAGCCGGCCGGGAGUAAACCGCCGCAGGCACAAUUCUUCCGAUGGCUUUUUCAACAAUGACCCACUAAGAGCACCUGGAGGUGAUGGGUGGCAGCAGCCAUCUCUGUUGAGGCAUGACUCUGUAGACUCUGGUGUUGCGAAGGGGAGUCAGGGGGGAUUGGGAGGUGGACCAGGGUGGAAGGAGACCCCCAGCUGGCAUGGGGCACAGAGGGGCCAGGAAGGUCCUCACCACCACCAUGCUCGGCAUAUCAAACGUGGUGGAGGCGAAAGGGACAGACAAGGGGUUCAUCGACAGCGUAAUGGAAACUUUCAUCCACGCAAAGGUGGCCCAUAUCAGGACAGAUAUUCUGAUGAGGAGCGCAAUGAUGACAAGCUCAAGUUUGUUGAUGAGGAUUUUCCCUCCUUGAACCCAGAGACAACUGGAAAGCCAGCCAGUCAGCCUCGUGCUGUCGGGACUCCGGCAGGAGUAUGGGAGAACCCCCCUAGUGCUAAGCAGGCUAUGUCUAAGAUGCUGGUCAUUAAGAAAGUGUCUAAGGAGGAUCCCAGUGCUGCAUUUUCUGCUGGUUUUGCCAGUGCUGGCUCUCUGCCUGCCAAUGGUUCUAAAGUCUCCAUCCCUGGACCCAGCGUCUACAAGAAUCUGGUCCCCAAACCUGCCACUGCCCCCACCAAGACUGGGCCAUGGAAACCCAAUGGAAGGGAAACUAAAGUGGGUUUGCAUUUCUCUGGACGGGAUUCGGCCUUCACCAGCCCAGUUUCUGUGACCAAACCUCUGACACCUGUCAGUGCACCUGCCCAUGGCACUUCUAAAGAGCCGCCCUCCAGCACUACCCCUCCCAUAGACAUCACCCCCUCACGGCUAAAGCUGAUGCGGCGCAGCACAGACCGUAAGAGUGAGUUCCUGCGUGGGCUAAAGGAUGAGAGAAAUGGGGAUGUGAGUGACUGCCACAGCCCAGGAGCUCCAGCAGAGGUAGAGGGAAGUACCCCAGAACCAAAAGAGUUUGGAGAGAGUCAUGAGAACGGCAUCUCCCACUCUCUCAGUGACUCAGACCCAGAGCACUUGUCCAGCUCUCUGGAGGCGGAACACAGGUUGCUGAAGGCAAUGGGAUGGCAAGAAUACCCAGAAAAUGAUGAUAACUUCCAGCCCCUCACUGAGGAUGAACUCAGAGAGUUUCAAGCUAAAACUGAACAGAUGAAGAAGAUUGGUCUGGGACGUAACGGUGUGCUCUUGAAGCCACGUAGUGUGACCCUGCUAACCUGGAGGACCCCUAACCCUGGCCUGGAAGAGGGCUCUGAGUCUGAGACGAGCAGUAGCAGCCAGACCUCCGAUGAUGAUGAUACCUAAUGUGGCUUUAAACACCCCUCCCACAUUUCCCUUUCUGUCUUUCACUUAAUCUGUCUCCUCCAUCACACCCAUUUGUUUCAAACUAAAAGAAGAAGAGAGAAAAGAUUCUUUUCAUGGACAAGGAACAUCGGUCAUAUCCCAGACGGAGAGAAAAAGAAUUCACUUGUCAGCUCGUAGGCAGUGUCUUUUUGUUUGUUUUUGUUUUUUGUUUUUUUGUUUUCUCCCCUAUCUCUCCUUGUCUGCAUUUUGUUCUUUAUCCUGAACUAGAAAUGUCAAAGAAAGCCACACACACCCUCCACCAGAUCUUUUUUGUUUUUGCUUGGGAAAAAAGACUAAUUCAUAAUAAUAACACCACCAAUUAUAACCGUGAUUUAACGUGAAAUAUGGCAUCAUCUGAAUGUUCUAUAAAAUGGCUUUGACACCUUUCUAAAUUUUUUUUAUUUUUUUUCCUUUUCGCGAAAACAAUUCGUAGCAUUAGUGUUAAGAUGAAACAAUCAUUGUGAGCCGCUGACUGCGACGUUGCUCCCAGUCCCUCAUAGAAAUGAACUCAAGCCAGUCGUCCCUGCAGCAAGGAAGAACUAAAGCAACACUGAAUGGACUGUCACAUGCAAUCUGGCAGCUAGAACAUCAGUCCAUUUCUGGCUCCAGUUCCAGCAAACUGCUCAUUUUCACGCUUUUCAUUCUGCAGAACCAUACUAAUAUACCUGAUUUCAUAUGUCUGCCAAGUGCACAUGUGAGAAAACCUUAAAGGAUGUUUUAAAGUUAGAUUUGAAACCUAGCUUGCGGAAGAGUUUGUCAGGAACUGGUUUUUGAAUAAAAGUAACGUUUGGAUGGAAGGAUCAAUGUUUUAUGUUGCGUUCUGGGAAGCUAGGCGAACAUACAGAUGUUCAGUUCACUGAGGUUGGGUUCUGUUUAGGAAAAAUUGAAGUUCAAAAAUCAUAAACAGGCUGUUUUCUUUCUUGCCCGUAUAUGGUGUAAACCAGUUUUUUCCCCCUUUACCUAAAAGCUGUUUGAUUUAAACCAUAUUAAGAUGCUGAACAUUUCAGAGUUACUCUAUAGAAAGCAUUUUCAUGCUUACAGAAAUAAUGCUGUGGCAAUCAUUUUCAAUAGCUUUACAUUCAUUGCAUGUAGAUUGAUAAGGGGUGUUCAUUAAACACACAAAAGGUCUGAUGAACUUAUUCCCUCACAAAACCCUAAUAAAAUCUACCCAAUGGAAUAGAAAGCAUUAAACAUUAUUGGGCUUAUGUAAUGUUUACAAUGCAGGAAUUGAUCUGAGCUUUCUAUGAUUUGUAAUGACUGUGAACUUUGAGCGAUUCAGAAAGAUGGCUUGCACGCUUUGUUCUGCUUUGUUGUUCUUUAAACAGUUCAUUUGAGGUUCAUUUUGGGCGCCGAGUUCUAUCCCUGCUGCUGGCAGUGAAGUAGAGAUCCAUCUUUAAAAGUUCUUUAUUUCAUGAGGGACUGCUGGUGUAAAUUGUGCAUCUCCUUUUUUGUACCUUGUUUUUGCUGAUAGGGUAUAAAAAUUGCUUUAUCACAGAUUUAAGUUUCUUUUUUAAUUUUGGUACAGCUGUAAAAAUUCCCACAUAGUUUUUUUUUUCUUCUUUUGUUUGCAUUAUAUUGUUUCUGCAGCCUUGAUAUUCAGGGUGGAUUGUAAAAAAUAUAAGAAUAAAAAAUUGUGAGUUUUGGAAGAUUAAGAUUAUUUUGAUAACGUUAUUUACAGAUUUGAGAAGAUAAAAGGUGUCAUGUAUGGGUUUAUCUGUAUGAGACGAAGCAGACAUAAACUACUGCAUAAUAAUGAAAAGAUCGG